This is a messenger RNA of Helianthus annuus (common sunflower), 441 nucleotides long. Its product is annotated as stress-induced protein KIN2. NCBI's taxonomy places the organism in Eukaryota, Viridiplantae, Streptophyta, Magnoliopsida, Asterales, Asteraceae. The coding region runs from base 103 to 303 and encodes 66 amino acids. The transcript is spliced from 3 exons. The record is from RefSeq and is a predicted model, not a curated record.
ACACUUCAUUCCAACUUCUCAUUAACACAAUCUCAUUCGUCUUGGGUCCGUUUCCUUUGCGUAUACAUAAACAAACACCAGUACCGUCCGUCCCACGAGAAAAUGAACAACCAACAGAGUGCUAGUUACAAAGCCGGUCAGAUCGAAGCCCAAGCCGAGGAAAAGGGUAAUCAAAUGAUGGACAAAGCUAGCAAUGCAGCCCAGUCUGCCAAAGAAUCAGUGCAACAGGCUGGUCAGCAAAUGCAGGAAAAGGCACAGCAAGCAACUGAGGCAGUGAAGGAUGCAACUGGAAUGAACAAAUGAACGAAAAUAAUUUUUCUUUCUUUUAUUUAAUGUGUGUGUGGCAAUAUUUUAUUUGCUAUUUUUGUUUCAUAAUCGUUUGACAAAAAAAAAAACUCGGAUGUAUCAGAUUAUUUAGCAUCUUUAUUCGAAUAAAAAUAA